UGCAGUGUGAAAAUAUUAAGUGCAUUAAAUUCUCUGAUAGAUAAUGGAAACUACAUCAUAUCCUAUGAGUGCAUGAAAAUGAAGUAGGUUCGUGUCUAUACUUGACUUCAGAGUAAAUUUCCUGAUGCUAAAGGGCUGGGCUGUGUAUGAUUCAUCUGGUUUACACUGAACACUGAGGCUAUAGAGAUUCUCUAGUAUGUUGACAUAUUCUUCUUCAUUUUCACAGUAAAAUCUCUCCUAACACUGCAACUGCAACCUUUGCAAAGUAACAUCUUAGGAUGUAUCUCUGGAAUGGGACAAAAAAAUAAGGUCCCUCCUUUCUUAGGGAUUUUUGGCUCGCGUGAUUCAGGGAGGAGCAUUCCAUAGUGUCAACUCAGUAUUUCCUUUUGAUUUGCCAUUUUUAUUUGUUUUGUUUUUAUUUGUUCAUUUUUUUAUGAUUGGAAUUUUUAUGUUUUGAUUUCUAAAAGUGCUUUCGUGGUUUGAUUUCUAAAAGUGCUUUUUAAAGGGCAAGUAUGCAUUUAAAAAAAACCCUGCAGGAUUCUCUUGUGAGAUAAUUUCGUGUUAUGCUUUAACACUAGAGUCUAACGUUUGUUUUAUUCUACAAAAAUAAAGUGUUGUUAAAUUUGGUUACACUAUUUUACAGGAUAAACAAGAGGAAAUUAGUUAGAAAAGAAGAAGAAUGUGGCAGAAAAUGCUAGACAGGAAGCAGAGGACAGGUAUGAAUUCAGUACAUUUUCAUUUUCAUAAAUCAUUCUGAAAUCAUGUCAUUCAGUCAUAUUUCAGUAGUAGCACUGCAAUAAUGUUUUCAGUAAUAGAGUAACCUUUUGUGUAAUCUGUGUAUUGAAUUAAUUCACUCCUUUCUUUGGGAUUUUUGGCUCGCGUGAUUCAGGAAGGCGCAUUCCAUAGUGUCAGCUCAGCAUGUCUGUACCCUGCAGGGAUCAGAGCAUACAGCUUGGUCUCCUGGCGCAUCAGGGUCUGGUUGCCUCCACAGUUUGCCCCAGACAUGCAACUACUUGCAUCAUACCUGCACACAGCAAGCCGGUGGUGACGGUGGCAAAGAAAAACUCCCUAAGAUGUUAAGAGGGAGAAACCUUGAGAGGAACCAGACUCAGAAGGGAACUCAUCCUGACCUGGGUAACAACGGAUAGUGUAAAAGUAAAAGAGAGUUCAUUGUGGUUUUUACGUAAGUCUGUUUUUUGAACUAGUCUACUGUAUGUAUAAUAUGCUAUAAUUAAAUAUACUACCAUACUGUCAUUUUCAAGAGUUUAAGUCUGCUACAAAUAAACAGCUACAUGACAUCACUGACUUGCAGUUUCUGUACCCUGCAGCAUCCCAUGCUACACUCCAGAAAGGCUUCAUAAAUACGAAAUCCAGGGGCUGAGUGGGAGUUCUGGAGGAGCCAAUGUGGAGAUCCCUCCUCUCUUUAAAAGAGGGACAGAAAGUAGCAGGAUCUUAUUCACAAGCCCAGCUUCAGGAUGCCCACCACUGCAGCACACUCACGAAACUGACUGGAACUGAUGCUGGAGUUGAUCUACACACACGUUGCUUUCACACAGGGACACAGAACACACCUGGACAGAUAAUCAUCUUUAAGGAGCUUUGCAGACAAGAGAGAGAGUGUGAGCCAUGGGUCAGUGGUUGAGCUGGCUCCUCUUGCUGACAGGACUGCUGGGGGUCUUCACACAGGAUUAUUACGAGGAAAAGACAGGAGAGAGGAGAACCAGGGUUAAUGGUCAAACAACAAACUACCUGAAAUAUGAUGGAGCAGCCAUUUUGGAUGAAGACUGUGGUCUUGAAUUGGCCUUCCUUGUGGACAGCUCAGAAAGUGCCAAGGGCCAUCACCAGCAGGAGAAAAAGUUUUCCAUGGACAUUGUGGAUGGUCUGCAGAGCAUCCGUUUGAACACUGGGCGCAAAUUGAGCUGGAGAGUGUCAUUACUACAGUACAGCAGUCAUGUUAUCAUUGAGCAAACAUUCAAACACUGGAGGGGCAUCGAGAACUUCAAAAGCAGCAUCACUCCCAUGGGCUAUAUUGGCCACGGCACCUAUACUACCUACGCUAUUACCAACAUGACGAAGAUCUUUUCCGAGGAGUCCAGAGCAGGUGGCAUCAAAAUUGCACUGCUUUUUACAGAUGGUGUCACCCACCCAAGGAAUCCUGACAUCUUUUCAGCCGUUGCUGAUGCCAAGAAUCAGGGAGUGAAGUUCUUCACCAUCGGCAUCACACACGUUGCCAAUGAGCCUGCCAACAUCGCACGUCUGAGGCUGCUAGCCAGCACACCCCCCUCCCGCUUCCUCCAUAACCUUCAAGAUAUACACAUCACUGAAAAGAUCCUUGGUGAGAUUGCUCAACUAGCAGAAGAUGAGUGCCCUGUGUCUCAGAAAUGUGCAUGUGAGAAGGGCGAAAAAGGAUCAAGUGGCGCAGCAGGAAAGAAAGGUCGCCCAGGUGACGAUGGAACCCCUGGGCCUAAAGGUCAAAAGGGUGAAGGUGGGUUGAGUGGACUUCCUGGUCGUGAUGGCUCAGAGGGUAAACCUGGAUACAAAGGAGAUAAGGGAGACAGAGGUGAAUGUGGCACACCAGGAAUCAAGGGUGACAGGGGUCCUGAAGGUCCUGUGGGUACAAGAGGAUCCAGAGGGUUGCAGGGUUUACCAGGACCACAGGGUGACAUCGGACCAGAAGGCUUGCAAGGCAAGAAGGGUGAGCGUGGUUUGCCUGGUCCACCUGGCCUUCAGGGCGAGACUGGGAUUGGACUUCCAGGGCCAAAGGGUGAUAUGGGAUUUCAGGGUAGACCUGGUCCUCCUGGACCAACAGGAAUUGGAGAACCAGGACCACCUGGGCCUCAAGGUCCACAGGGUGUUCAAGGAGAAAAAGGACCACAGGGAGAAGGAUAUCCAGGACUGAAGGGAGACCGGGGGCCGGACGGACCAAGGGGCCCAAGGGGACAACCAGGCGCUGGAAUCAAAGGAGAAAAGGGUGAGUUUGGGCCUGCAGGGCCUCCAGGACCAGUUGGGCUUCCUGGGUUUGGCAUUCAGGGCGAGAAGGGUGUGGAGGGUCCAAGAGGGCCUCCAGGCGGAAGAGGUCCACCAGGAGAGGGUCUGCCUGGAUCAAAGGGUGAGCAAGGAUUACCAGGAGAGAUUGGCAGCACUGGAGAGAGAGGAAUCGGAGAACCUGGACCAAAGGGUGAGCCUGGUGCUGCAGGUCUGGCAGGUUUACCCGGACUUCCUGGAGAGGAUGGCGCUCCAGGCCAAAAGGGUGAGCCUGGAGCCUCAGGCCUGAGGGGACCUGAAGGUGCAGCAGGAAUUGGCACACAAGGAGAAAAGGGAGACCAGGGCCAGCGGGGUGUCAGAGGUUUACCUGGCCCACCAGGCAUUUCUGGCCCUUCAGGUGCCAAGGGAGAGCCUGGAAUACCAGGACGAUUGGGCAUGCCAGGACUUCCUGGGCGAGCUAUCGCAGGACCAAAGGGUGAUGUAGGGCCUGCUGGUCCUCCUGGACCAAUUGGAGAAACAGGUUACGGGCUCCCAGGUCCAAAGGGUGACCGUGGCAAUUCUGGCCCUCCUGGGCCAUUUGGGCCAAAAGGUGAAGGAUAUCCCGGACCAGUGGGUCCUCCUGGUCUUCCAGGUCUUCCCGGAGAGCCUGGACCUGAGGGCAUUGGCUACCCUGGGCCAAAGGGUGAUGUUGGUUUCCGAGGUUUACCAGGUUUGCCAGGCCCAACAGGUGAAGGGAUUCAAGGGCCACCGGGCAACACAGGAAGGCCAGGACCACCAGGACCGGCCGGGCCCCCAGGAGAGGGCAUUCAAGGCCACAAAGGAGAUCAGGGGCCACCAGGUGUCACUGGACCAAGAGGACCACUAGGGGAGGGACUCACAGGUGCUAAGGGCGAUAGAGGCUUGCAUGGUGAGAGAGGAAUGAAGGGAGUUAAAGGUGAAAUGGGUGACCCUGGACUCCCUGGGCAAUAUGGAAGACCUGGAGAAAAAGGCGAGAUGGGCCUCACAAGAGAGGACAUCAUUAAACUGAUCAAAGAGAUUUGUGGAUGUGGCAUUAAAUGUAAGGAGAGGCCAAUGGAGCUGGUGUUUGUAAUUGACAGCUCUGAAAGUGUCGGUCCUGAAAACUUUGAAAUCAUAAAAGACUUCGUCAUAGCACUAGUGGAUCGUGUCACAGUAGGCCGCAAUGCCACACGCAUCGGCCUCAUCCUAUACAGCCUGGAUGUCCAUCUGGAGUUCAACCUGGCACGCUACAUGACCAAGCAGGAUGUCAAGCAGGCGAUCAGGAAGAUGCCAUACAUGGGAGAGGGGACAUACACUGGUACAGCUAUUCGCAAGGCUACACAAGAGGCUUUUUACAGCGCCCGCAACGGAGUCAGCAAAGUGGCCAUCGUCAUCACUGAUGGACAGACAGAUAAGAGAGAGUCUGUGAAGCUGGACAUGGCAGUGAGGGAGGCCCAUGCUGCUAACAUUGAAAUGUAUGCUCUAGGGAUUGUUAACACAUCAGACCCUACGCAGGCUGAGUUUCUCAGGGAGCUUAACCUCAUUGCCUCUGACCCAGACAGUGAGCACAUGUACCUUAUUGAUGACUUUAACACCUUGCCUGCUUUAGAGUCUAAGCUCGUAAGUCAGUUUUGUGAGGAUGAGAGUGGAGCACUCAUCUACAAUCGCAUCACCAAUGGUGGCAAUGGACACAACGGAUACAGGCACAAUGGCUACGAUAUCCACAAUAAUGUCUUAUAUGGGAAUAAUGGCUAUGGGAGUCGUCAUGUAGAAGAAUUUGACAGCAGGGUUAAAGUUCAGAGUGGAACCUAUUCCGAACGAAUCAACCCUGCUCCUUUCAGUGCUAAGAUUGAUUUAGACUUAAGGAGUCAAGUCCAAGGUGGCCACAAAGUAACUGAUGUCAACACUGAUGUCCUAUCUGUACAGCCUGUGCAUGGGAACAGCAGAACAUCUCACACCAGCAUCAUAUCAUCAUCACUGCCAUCAUCAUCAUCAUCAUCUUCUUCAUUACUGCCAAAAUCAUCAUCAUCUUCUUCUUCUUCUUCAUCAUUGCCAUCAUCAUCAUCAUCUUCUUCAUCACUGCCAUCAUCAUCUUCUUCUUCUUCUUCUUCAUCAUUGCCAUCAUCAUCAUCAUCACCAUCAUCAACAUUGUCCUCUUCUUCCUCAUCGGUAUCUGUUAUAUCUACUUCAGUGAACGUACAGCCCCAGCCCCGUCCUGUUGUAGUCUCAGCUCCUCUGGAUCCUCGUUGCUCCCUUGUCCUGAGCCAGGGGACCUGCCGAGACUACAUCAUCCGCUGGUACUAUGACAAACAGGCAAACUCUUGUGCCCAGUUCUGGUAUGGAGGAUGCGGGGGUAACGAGAACCGCUUUGACACUGAGAAUGAAUGCAAGAAGACAUGCGUUCUUACCAGUAUAGCAGGUUAAAAUGUAUCUCAGAGGAUGAUAUUUUCACACUGAAAAAGAACAAAACAAAUGGACUGAACUGAUGCUUUUUUUUUAACUCUUCACCAACUGCCCUGAAACUGCAAUCAGAACAUUACCCUUCUUGCAGCAAGUUCAGAAAAUAUGUUUAACAAAAGUGUAAGAAAGAGAAAAUUAAAAAAAAAAAAAAGAUUACUGUGAUUACCUGCUUUGUACUAGAGCAGUGCUUAUGAAGUAACUCUGCCUGUUCUCUUUCUCAGUACUGCACAAACAACUCAUUUCCUGAUAUACCUCAUUUUUUUCAUCCAUCUCCUUUUUGAUACCAUGUAAGGUUUUCUGCACUGUGGAUUCAGAGAGAGAGAGAGAGAGAGAGAGAGAGAGAGAGAGAGAGAGAGAGAGAGAGAGAGAGAGACUUAACUGUAACUUUGAUAUAAUUUAUAUAUAAAGUUAAGUCUCUGAAUCACAGGAAAGGCAUUGACAUGCUGCAUAAUUAUUCAUAACCAUAACAUAA
Messenger RNA from Ictalurus furcatus (blue catfish), 5914 nucleotides. RefSeq names its product collagen, type XXVIII, alpha 2a (gene col28a2a). Bases 1627 to 5406 code for a protein of 1259 amino acids. The record is from RefSeq and is a predicted model, not a curated record. The transcript is spliced from 38 exons. Gene Ontology annotation, molecular function: serine-type endopeptidase inhibitor activity. Lineage: Eukaryota; Metazoa; Chordata; Actinopteri; Siluriformes; Ictaluridae.